Messenger RNA from Cynoglossus semilaevis (tongue sole), 5269 nucleotides. RefSeq names its product sodium channel subunit beta-4-like. Bases 576 to 1169 code for a protein of 197 amino acids. Gene Ontology annotation, biological process: regulation of ventricular cardiac muscle cell membrane repolarization; cardiac muscle cell action potential involved in contraction; regulation of sodium ion transmembrane transporter activity. Gene Ontology annotation, molecular function: transmembrane transporter binding; sodium channel regulator activity. Gene Ontology annotation, cellular component: voltage-gated sodium channel complex; plasma membrane. NCBI's taxonomy places the organism in Eukaryota, Metazoa, Chordata, Actinopteri, Pleuronectiformes, Cynoglossidae. The record is from RefSeq and is a predicted model, not a curated record. The transcript is spliced from 5 exons.
CCUUGCGUUGCUCGGCUGCUCUGCUGCUCUGCUCCAGUAUCUCCCCCCUCUCUCACAUGCUUGUCUCCCCCUUUCCAGCCUAUGUCCUCCUCCCCUCUGGGUUCCUGGCCGCUGCUGUUACUGGAGGAGAGUGAAUCUGCCGCUCGCUCCACUCUGCUGGAUAAUCACUGAUCUCCCAGACACGGAGGACGGAGGGAGGGAGGGAGACAGAGCUCGCGCUCUUCACACAACUGCUGCAUUCUUCAGUCCGUCUUCUUCCUCUGCUUCCCGGGGCUGCUGGAGACAGCAGGACAGAGCGGAGCGGAGCGGAGCCUGUGAAGGAAUCCUGGUCUCUCAGCAAACGUUUCCUCCCUCGAUUCUUGGGACGGAGUGAAAACAGGAGGGGGAGGGGGCGGGAGUGGGACUUUAGAGUGCUUUCUGCGGCACAGCUCCAGCGUCCCACCUUCCUCACCACAGGCAUAUGAGAGUCAUAGAUCUGUGACGGCCCAGGCGAGUCAGACGUGCAGAGAGUGGGACGGAGUGAAAAAGAUUUUUUUUAUUUUUAUAAAUAAAGAGAAAAUCAUUCAGUGACAACAAUGGCGUCAGUGGACGGAACUCCGCGUGUCUGUGGUCGCCUCAGGUCUGGGGAUCUACUUCAUGCUGGUCUGGCUCUUACCCUCCUGCUGGGGGUGUGGAGUGUGGGGGGCCUGGAGGUCUCCACAGGAAAAGUGUCUUCAGUGGAAGCCAUGAACGGCUCCACAGUCCUGCUGCCCUGCACCUACUCCUCCUGCAUCGGCAUCAAAAACCUCCACUUCAACUGGCAAUACAACGACAACGGAACCAUGAACAUGUUAUGUGGGGGAGACAUCCCCAUGGAGGGUGUGGAACCCAAGACCACAGUGUAUCAUGAGCGCGUGGAGUUCGUGGGCUCCUCAAAGACCAACAACAUCUCCAUCCUGCUGUGGAACAUCACCUUCGAAGAUCAAGGAGAAUAUACCUGUUUUGCCAGAAACCCCAAAGAGAAGAACCGCAACCACAGCGCCACCUUCACUCUAAUAGUAGUGGACCAAAUGAGGGAGAUUGACAACACCCUGACAGUGCUCAUCGUGUCAGUGCUGGGGGGGGUCAUCGGCCUGGUUAUCAUCAUAAUGGUGGUGAAGGCCUUGGGGGUUCGCCUCCUGCGGAACUGACGAAAAGACUAAAGAGUGCCUGGUGAGCUCCUCAGGGAACGACAACACAGAAAACGGACUCUCAGGAGCCAAAGCUGAAAACAAAGGGACACCAAAGGCAUAAGUGAAAUGUAAAGUAUGACUGUACGCCUGUGUAUAUAUAUAUAGUUGAAUAUGUGAGACAAAGCUGCAGCUCACAGAGGGCGCUGUUUAGCAGUUUUAUCUUACUAGUUGCUAAGUAUUAGAAUACGUCAGCGUCUCUUUUGAAUCAUGCUUGUUAUUUAGGAGGUUAAAUAUGUGCACAGGCCUGGACCACUCCCUCACCUGGAUGGCAGCCCAUUGGCUGGUUAGUGUCAGGUACAUCAGGAACAUAAGAUCAGAACAAGUCUUACAGCAGGACCAGCAUACAAAUAUAUUUGAGUUAUUAUUGAUUUAAAAAAAUUCACAGCUAAUGAUGAUAUUAAUAUUAUUACCUUAUUGUAUUAAAUUAAUAAUAAACACAACCACAACAAUAAUACUAAAAUACUACUAAUAUUAUUAUUAUUAUUAUUGUUGUUGUUGUUGUUGUUGUUGUUCAUCUACUGGUCCUGGUUCUGGUCCACAGUGAACAGAGGAAAAUCCCUGGUUUUCUGAGGUGACUGAAUGAUCCAGCUCUGCACUCUAGUUUUCCUUUUUUUCUUUUCUUUUUGCUAUAGAUGAAACACAGGUGCCUGUUCUGCUUCUGCUCCCUCUGCUGGUGGGAGGAUAAAACUGAGAAAAUGUAUUUAAAAAAUAACAACCACAGUAACCCUCAUCAGAGACGAUCCCCGACUCCCUGCGCUCUAUAUAGAAACAAAAGAGGAAUGAUCCCAAUCAUGCUGCUUCAAACUAAUAACUAAUAAUGCAUUUUAGCAUGUGCGCAUUUUAUAUCCCAUCCUAUAAACUAUUUGUUGUCUAUAGAACCACAGUACAGGAACGUUCUGCCGAUCUCCGUGUGGUCCCAUUUAACCCUUUACAUCAACAUCAAAGUGAGCGACACACAAUGUAAGAACAGCAGAAGAGUAGAGUAGAGGUGUACAGACAUAUAUAUAUAUAUAUAUAUAUAACAUGUAUAUGUAUAUAUUUAUGUAUUCAUACUGCGGCUGAACCCUAGGCCACGGCUUUGGGUUUUCUUUAGAACUGAGCGAGGGUUUGAGGAUUUGAUGGGAGUCGUUAGUUUUACAGGGAAAAAACACACACACACACACACACUGUGUCUAUAACCGCUGGUCAACAUGGGGUCAACAUGGGGUCAACAUAGGGUCAACAUGGGGGACGAUGGAUGAUUUUGUCCGGCGGUUUCUAACACACACACACACACACAUACUGAUAUGGUGGCAGAGUGCAGUCCACUGGCCUUUCGUAUGAUGACUCAGCACUUUACCAGUGUCGCAGUGGUCGUCACUGCGUCCAACUGUUCUGUUCACAUUCUGUUGGUGGUGUUCACCUGGACUUCUGACGACACCUUAGUGUCCAAACAGUUCUAGCAUCAAGCCGACACCGUGUCGUCCCCUGGGAACCGAUUUCCACCUGAAGAUGACGUGAGGCUAUUUUUCUAGUCCGUCUCCUCCGUUCACUGCAUUUGUCCACUGGCUUUCAAUGGCAGCAAUAAGACAGUUUUCAGAUUAUGCAAUAAACUGUACCAAGGCACUUUAUGGACGUGUCUGGACUGCGACCCUCGUCUGUCCACGGCACCGUUCAAAUGUAGCUACGCUGUACUAACGUGUCUGAGCUGGACCCCGGUCCACAGACCGACAUCAGUCUGGUUAGUCUGCGUCACAUCAGUCCUUACUCUGGGCAAAAGUUCCAGUGAGAACGUGUGGAACUGAACAAGAAGUUCCUGCUUCAUUUGUUAGACCAAAAAAAACCAAAACAAAACAAACAAGUACAGACAAAACAAAAGGUCAUUAAUGAGAAUGAAGUGAAAUGCAUCUUGGGUAAAAACACACCUUCAAUCAAAACAACAACUGCAGGGCAGUGAAGGAGAAAACGAUUUGUUCGGACGAAUUAGUUCCACUGGAAUUUUUGCUGAGUUUCACGGGAUUAGAACUGAUGUCGGUGGAACUGAAGGAGUGACUGUUGUUGUUAGUACUGUAGUAACGCUGUACAUGUGCAGUACUGGAGGUGACAUGGUUUCUCUGUUGUGUUGUAAAACCUGAUGUUGGAUGCACCGUCUCUCUCUCACACACACACACACACACACAGACACACACACACAGGUUUUUGUGUAUUGUGAGCACUUCCUAAUUCCUUAAUCCCAUGUUAGAAUCUGAUCUGACUGAAGUCCAAACUUUAAAAACCUCUACAGUCCAACCUCCUUCAGGUGGUUGGACCCCCACCGCUGAAGUAUUUUGUCUCCUCACAUGUACUGCAGUACUCCUAUACCAGGAAUACACAAAGUAACGCGCGCAAAUCCAAGUCUUCCUGUACAAAACAGUGGUAUGGAAUUAGCAGCGUGGCUAACCCUCCAGCUAACCCUAACCUUUCCGUCACACACUCCUGUCAUUUCCCCUCCAUUCAUAGAAUGUGGACAUUUGUUACCACUGACCCAAAACCACCGCUAAAAGUAGGUUCUCCUCAUUCUGCCGCCCUGCUGUCAUUGUGAAGGAAUUACAAGCCCAAAAGUCACAAACACACGAGGAAGACGCAUCUGUGUUGGACUUUAGUGAAGACAAGUUCAGGACGUCUGACGUCAUGUCGUUCAGCUCCUGCUUGUCCGAGAGCCGAGUCAGUACUCCGUAUAAAACCGCAGUACUUUUCAACAACACAACUUCACGCAGUGAAACAUGUGACAUGCCGGUCACACACGGGUCGACGUCCGUUAACCUUCACCGUCUAAGCAGUCGCUGCUCUGCAGUGCUUAUAUUACAUUAUAACACGGUUGCCACCUAGUGGCAAAAGCUUCACACGUCAUCUCUUACUGUCAGGCCGGUGGCAUCGAUUCAUUUCCAGCAGUGGCGGUGAAGUAUUGCAGCAGUUAUUACAACGGCAACUAGAAAAUGUACAAGAAAAUUAAACGGCCUAUAGAAUAGACAGGGGUCUCAAACUCCGGCUCAGGAGCUGCUUGUGGUCCACAAACCCCCACAUCUGGCCUGUGACGACAUGUCAAUCAUUUCAGCUUUGGCUCGGAGGUCAUUUUAAACAUAUAUUUUUUAUUAAAAACACUGCAGAAUUCUACAGUAUUUAAAUCAGACAAAAUACUUGUUUUAGUCGCCGUCCAGUGAGAUGACGGCGGCAGCAGUGACCCUCAGCUUGAGACCCCUGCCAUAAGAGACGUAUACGAUGAAAAACAAGUGUUUUGGUAAAUUUACAGCAAAGAAACAAACAGAGAGAAUGCUGGGAGUUCUGUGGACCAUGUUGGUUCCUUACUUAGUCGUGUUCUUACUGCCAGAGCAGAUGAAACUCAUACUGCCAGUCCAAGAGUCUCAUGUCUGCCGUCGUUACCACAACGUUCACACCAACACUACAGCCACCUGUGGAGAACUGCAGUACUGCAGUACUUCACAGGCUACUGAAGCCUAUUUGAUAUUACUUCCUGUAAGUUCCUGUAACUUCCUGUAGGUUUAACUCACACUGCCAACAGAGUCAACAGAGUCGGACGCCAAGUCCUUGCUUCCCACAUUCCGCAGAAUUUCAAGGAUAAAACCACUGAUAUGAAGAAGAAAAAAAAACCCCACAGCAAACAUGUUUGUAAAGUGUUAUCAACAGAUGCACAGCAAGGUAGCUAACAACAACAACAACAACAACGACGACGACGACAAUGUGGCCAAACUCUGAACCAAACACUGCCGUCAAUUAAACCUCCGAUGGUUGUAGGGAAGUGAACAGGCGGAAACAGACCGCGUUUCUCACCACAGUCGAUUUUCUACACAAAUCUGUCGAAUAUUAUAAAUAUUACCACACAGUACCUUAAACUAGCUAACUUACUACACACUAAAUAGAAACAUUCAGCUGUUUACAGACAAACACACACACACACACACAUACACUCCAGUGUUGUCCAAAUGUCUGGUUCCAUUUUGUUCAUGCUCCCUUCAUGACUAUGCACCUCAGCCUUUUGACUUGUUAAAAAAAACACAUCCUGGAAAUAAAAUUUUGAGUCA